UGAACAGGCCCAGCUGGAGGUGAAGCCCAGUUGGAGCAGGGGGCAGCUGAGAUGCCCAGGUCAGCGUCCAGAGCCGGCAGAUGGUCACAGGCCAUCUUCUGCUUCCCCUGGUUUACAUUUCGCUUAACCUACUCCUGACCCCACCUCAGAGGCAGCCCAGGGAGCUCUAAGGGGUCCCAGGGGCCGUUAGCUCGGGAGCCCGCCUGCUCACUCCAGGCACCGAUCCCAUGAGGGGUCACACACACAGACACCCCUUCGUCCAGGAAAUUGACUGCCCCUAAAUCCCAAGACAUUUGAGGACUUCAGGGGGACUAGGAAGGGAAAAAUGGGGAACCUGUAGGCCAGAUAUGUUUUCUUUGGCCCACCCGGUGUGUUUUUUGAAAAGUACACCAACAUUUAGCUUUCUCCUCCUCGCUGCCAAGAGGACCAAGAAAAGAAGGAAUAACGGUCAUGCCAAAAGGGGCCGCGGCCUCGUGCAGCCUAUUCACUGCACUAGCUGUGCCCGACGCGUGCCCGAGGGUGAGGCCAUUAAGAAGUCCGUCACUCGGAACAUCGUAGAGGCCGCGGCCGUCAGGGACGUUUCCGAAGCGAGGGUUUUCUACGCCUACGUGCUUCCCAAGCUGUAUGUGCAACUGCAUUACCGCGUGAGUUGUGUCCUUCACCCCAAGGGAGUCAGGAGUCGUUCUCGGGAAGCCCGGAAGGACCGAGCAUCUCCACCCCGAUUUAGAGCCGCGGGUGCUGCCCCACGACCUCCGCCAGAGCCCAUGGAAGGCGCCAAGUCCUUAAAGACUGAAGAAUACUGUCCCCUGGAAAGAAAAUAAGGUGAAAAUUAUACUUGAAAAAAAAAGUACACCAACAUUUAAAUACUGAGAGAGAUCGCCAAAAUCUGCAUCUCCAGCUUUUCUGGAAAAAUUGGAGGAUCUUGCAACCCAGGGCCCACGUGUAACAGUACAUCGGAGCUGAGCGGCAGCUGCCCCUCUUUGGUAGGAAAGGAGCCGCCUGCCCGCACCCCCCCAGGCAGCCUCAGUCCCUUCCAUACCCUGGUGUCCCCCACUGCCCCACCUCCACUGAGACCAGGUACCAGGCCCAUUUGUCAUCGUGCUGUUACUGGCCUGUUUCUUGGGUACAGAAAAAUAUGUCUCUACUAUUCUGCCCCAAAAGUGCUAGGAAGAAAAAGAGGCUGAGAGGGGCAUGGGCUUCUUGGUACAAGUGAAGAAUGUUCCUGGGUAUGGAAUAUGCAAAUCGUGUCUGACUCCCGGUUCUCUUCACCUGAGUAUCUUGCACACCUUUGGGCUGUAACCCCCUGUUAAGGUAUUUCCAAGCUCUUCCUUGAUGUCCUCCUCCCAUCCUCUGUCCACCCCCUUUGGUUUCUUGUCCCUGAAACCCCUGCAGAAACACACGUGCGUCUGUGUCCGACUCCCUAUCUUGGGGGGCUCGGCUGAUACUGCUGACUUGGUAAAGAUGGUAGCAGCUGAGCAGACCUCCUCUUGGGGCUCCUGACCGUCCUCCCAGGCUCCCAGCUGGAGGGACACAGGGGCCAGGGCUCUGAUAUGGCCAGGCUCACGGGCUUCGGUUUCUGGGUCCUGCAUCCCCUGGGCGGCCCCCCGGUGGUCCACAGCGAAUGGAGUGUGAAGCCAGCUCCCCCCACCUAAGAGAAGAUGGGACUCCAGCAGAUACAGAGAGGCGGGUGCAGAGAUAGAACAGCGAGAUUGCCAGUGAGACGUGGGAACUGCUCUCCAUGCAGCCAAAGUGAGCUGCUUAAGACAUAGACCCUCAAACAUUUCAAAGCCUUCUUUUUCCUUUUUUUUUUUUAAUGGACCUCAGGUGCACAGAAUGCAAUUACUCAUCAUCCUUGUUCCGUGACAUACUUAUCGAUCCUAGCUUUCAAGUUACCUUUGUUUAUUGUUUGAAUAAGAAUACCGGGACACUGUGACCAUGACAUGAUGGUAACUGCUGUCCACCCACACUUACCUUUUCCUUGACUUUUACAAACGGUUUUGUCCAGUGUAUACACCUGACAAGGGUAUCUGGCUGUGUGUUUUCUGGGGCUUCCUUUUUUCCACUCAACGAUGUAUUACAAAGUAUAGAUGAUAUUCCAUGUUUCCCUGGCUGUACGCAAUUGGACCACAGCGCCGUAGAAUAUUUCUCUUCCGCGAGUUAGGGGUCUUUCCUUCUGGGGUCUGCUGCGUAUGCUGCUUCCCCUGCCUGGAUCUCAUCCUCUCCGAGCCCUUCCCAGACACCCCCAUCCAAAGGAAACCCUCACAGCUGCUGUUUUAAAACCCCUCCUUGGGAACUUCCCUGGCGGUCCAGUGGUUAAGACUCAGAGCUUCCGAUGCAGGGGGCGCGGGUUCGAUCCCUGGUUGGGGAACUAAGAUCCCACGUGCCUCAGGGCGCGGCCAAAAAGUUAAAAAAAAAAUUUUUUUUUUAAGUAAAUAAAUAAAACGCUUCCUUGUUCCACAGCCCUUCCCGUAGUCAAACUAUGGUAAUGCUUUGUGUGCUUGUUUUUGCCUGGCCCCAUGUCAGCGGGGUCCUUCCCCAUCUCAGCAGAUGCUUGACCUCCGUGCUCUAGGACCCAUCCCGUGGAGAGGGUGGGACUCAGGCGCGCUUGGGUGGGCCGAGGUGUGCAAAGGAGUUCUUGGGGGCAAACCUGAGCUGCUUUUGUGGAAUUACGGGAAAUUGGGGCAGAGGAAGCCAGCCAGGAAAUCUUUUUUUAAUAAGGAUGUUUAUAGCAGCUUUAUUCAUAAUAGCCAAAAACUGGAAACAACCAAAUGUCAUCAACAAGAGAAGGGAUAAAUUAAAAUAUAUUAUAAUACAUUAUAAAUAUAUAUAAACGUACAUAUAUAUUCAGCAAUAAAAGUGGCUACAAAACGACAUAAAGUAAAACUGAUGCAUCUCAAAAACAAUACACUGAACAAAAGAGGCCAGACACAAAAUAGUUCACACCGUAUGAUUUCAUGGCUGUGAGGCCAGCAAAUAAUCUAUGGUGAUAGAAACUGGCACGGGGGUUGCCUCUGGAUGGUCUUAGGGACCCACAGGCAAGGGACAGAAGGCUUUCUGCAGUGAUGGGAAUGUUCAAUAUCUUU
Molecule: messenger RNA, 3083 nt
Organism: Physeter macrocephalus (sperm whale)
Lineage: Eukaryota; Metazoa; Chordata; Mammalia; Artiodactyla; Physeteridae
Product: 40S ribosomal protein S26-like
Exons: 1
Coding region: 348-821 (157 amino acids)
Biological process (GO): translation
Cellular component (GO): ribosome; cytosolic small ribosomal subunit
Molecular function (GO): mRNA binding; structural constituent of ribosome
Source: RefSeq, a predicted model, not a curated record